Molecule: messenger RNA, 2311 nt
Organism: Danio rerio (zebrafish)
Lineage: Eukaryota; Metazoa; Chordata; Actinopteri; Cypriniformes; Danionidae
Gene: tm4sf21b
Product: transmembrane 4 L six family member 21b
Cellular component (GO): membrane
Source: RefSeq, marked validated
CAAAAUUCAUAAAGCUUUGAGUCAACAAUAUCUUUUUAACUGUUUUGCCAUCAGAAAUAUUACACAGAAAUGUUCACGGAUCUGUACUUUGAUCCAUUUCUCAACAGUUUUGACAUGCAGUGUCAUUACAUAAAAUACAUUAAAAAUAUAGACCUACAGCUUACUGAUUAAGUAGUGUGAAUUUGGUCAGAGUUUCCGCUCAUGGUUUAUAGUUUUUCAGAUUAGAGACUAUGUGGGGUCUGUUUAAGUGCUCUGAAAAGUUUAAAGUUCAGCCAGAACCACACACCUCUGACAGUAGAUAACAUUGACUGAGCUCUGGGAUCAAAGGGUAAUAUUCUAAUCAUGUAAAUGAUAAAUAUAUCUUUACCAGCAAUGCGCUCAUUGAUUUAUUUGGGUUGGCAAAAUCAAUGUAUAUAAAAGCACUAAUUAUUCCAUCUAAUAACAAGUCUUCAUUGACAGGAUGGCAUUGGCAGUUCAAAGUACAGUCACUUUUAUGAGCACUAAUAUGUGAUAAAGGUGUGACAUCAGUUGUGGUCUGACGUCGAAAAGGUGUGUUUGUCUGGUCAAAAGCAGUAUUUAUAAUCCACCUUCUCCUCGAUUGAACACACUCCAGAAGAAAGGCUUAACAUUUCUGAUCCUCGGUUUAACAAAAUACUAACAUUAUGUGUACCGGAAAGUGCGCCAAGUUUAUUGGCAUCAGUCUCUAUCCGUUGGCGCUAGUGUCCAUUCUCAGCAACAUCUUUCUGUUCUUCCCUGAUUUUAAAACCGACUACGCUGUGGAGGAUGCGGACGGAGAGUACCGUCUGACAGAUGAGAUCAAAUACAUGGGAGGUGUUGUUGGAGGCGGCAUCUUGGUGCUGAUCCCUGCAAUUCACAUUCAUAGCACUGGGAGACAAGGAUGCUGUGCAAACCGUUGUGGGAUGUUUCUGUCCAUCAUCUUUGCAGCAAUUGGUGUGGUGGGUGCCUUCUAUAGCGGUGCCGUAGCUGUGGUUGCAUUGCUUAAAGGGCCAGUUUGCAGGAUUGAUAAUGGACAAUGGACCAGACCAUUCCACAACAGUACUGAAAACUACCUGGGAAACUCUGACACCUGGACGAUUUGCGAGGAGCCAGAAAACAUAGUGGAGUUUAACCUGGGCCUGUUUGCCAUUUUGCUUGUGGCUGCUUGUUUAGAGCUGCUGCUCUGUGGCUUCCAGGUGUUCAACGGCCUGUUCGGCUGCAUUUGUGGUACAUGCAAUCGCAAAGAGGAGGCUUAAGUUCAGGACGACACCAGAUAACACAGCAUCGGUGAUACCGAUGUUCAAGAAGCACAAGAAAAGGGCAGAAAUGAUUAGACUUCUGCACUUUACCACAAAAGCAUUUCCUGAAGCGCGAGAUGAGACUGCGACAUACGUGUGUCUUUGUUCAUCGUCAUAAGUACCAACUGAAGAAACUCUCGGAGGAAACACAAACGCAUCCCUAUGAGAGCAUCCGCCUACAAGCAGAACCAGAGGAAUUGUUUUGGUGCCGUGACCCGGAUAGGAGUAAGGUUAAGAGGGCAAGCUAGCAAGAUCUUUGCUAUUAAAGACUAGUCAAGAAACUAAGUGCCACGGACAGCAAUGUCAAGUUCAACAUGCUCCAAUUCAACAGUCAAAAGCCAUCAGAAUUGGCUUUUUGUUACCGUGUAUUCGAUGGUCUUCCUAGUUGGACUGACUCUCAACGUCACUGCGCUUGUGAUUUUCUUUCGCAACACAAAAUCACGAUCACAUACAACCAUGUACAUGGUUAACCUAGCGUUUGCUGAUGUUCUUCUGGUUUGCACGCUUCCAGUGCGGAUCUAUUACCAUGCAGGUUUGGGGUGUCUGCACCAGAGGGUCUGCGAUUUUGCCGGCGUCAUACUGCUAAGUAACAUGUAUGGCAGCAUCUUCCUCCUCACCUGCAUUAGCUUCGAUCGCUGCGUAGCAGUCUGUUUUCCGCUGUCUUCUCUGGUCCGCGAGGGCCGCAAGAAAGCAUGGUGCGUAUGUUUGGGAAUAUGGAUCCUAACUCUUGGAGCAAGUUUACCCAUCUACUUAAAACCGAGUAAUCGCAAUAAUUCCAGUAUAGUGCACACAAUGAACAUGACAAUGAAUACGACCCGUCAAUGUUUUGGUGCUUUUCCUACUUACGCAACUCAAGCAGGUGUUCUUGCUUCCACAAUAGUAUUUGGAUUCGGGAUCCCACUAACCGUCAUGAUUAUCAGCUCAUGGGGGCUCAUUCAGGCAUUAAAUAAAAGCACAGCAGCUCAGACCAGUGAACUUGUAGACAGCGGACGAAUUAAAAGGAUGAUAAUAACUAA